Molecule: messenger RNA, 1935 nt
Organism: Saccostrea echinata
Lineage: Eukaryota; Metazoa; Mollusca; Bivalvia; Ostreida; Ostreidae
Exons: 1
Coding region: 1-1935 (644 amino acids)
Source: RefSeq, a predicted model, not a curated record
AUGGAUAUCAAAGAUGUGCUGAAGAAUAAAAUAAGGACAUGUCAUGACACCGUUGAGAUGAGAAGUGGAAGCCACAAAGAAGGAUUCAGACUGGAAGGAUCAGAUAUAGACGUUAUGAAGUGGCCAACAAAUGAGACUGUGAUCUGGGAUUUAUCUCAGUCUUUCUAUUACAACAGAUACAGAAAAACACUGAUUCUCUGUGACUGUUCUGAUAGUCCACCAGGUUACACCUUGUUAUAUAUACUAUCAGGAAGCCUGAAUGGGAUUAUCGUUAGAGAUUGUGUAGGAAGGAACAUAUCGAGUUCUGAAUACAGACAGAGUUUUUAUUAUGCAUCAUUCCUUGUCCACUCCAAUCCACUUAUGCAUAUGCAUGGACCCUGUGUCACUAAAACUCACGGAAAACUAGAAUUUGAUUAUGCCUACUGUUUGGCCUCUGACUUUUGGCCUCCAUCUGCCUCCUCCUGGAUAGACAGAAGUCACUCAUGGCCUCCUUCUCAUAUUGUUGAUGACAUAGUGAAAAGUGGAUGUCAUUUUGUAGCAGUUGGACAUAAACUAGGAAGACAUGAACAUAAUGAAUGGAGAAUAUCUUUUUCCCUGGCGGAACAAAAACUUGUAUAUGUAAUGAACCACUGUCAAUUCUUAACUUACGGCUUACUUAAAUUGUUUUUAAGAAGAAUAAUUAACAAUGGAUCAGGUGAUGAAGAUAAAUUAUUGUGUUCCUACCACAUAAAGACUUCUGUUUUCUGGGCGAUUCAACAAAAUAUAAUACCCCACUGGUGUCCACAGAAUCUCCUGAAGUGUUCUUGGGUCUGUUUUAAACUCAUCCUCAAAUGGGUGUAUGAGGGGGUGUGUCCGAACUUUUUCAUUCCAAGCAACAACAUGUUUAUUGGUAAUAUUUAUGGUGAAGCUCAGAAUGUUUUAUUUAUUAAACUGUAUGAGCUUUAUACUAAAGGUAUCAAAUCGCUGCUCGACACGCUCUUCAUUAUGUCAUGUAAUGCAUGUAUAGAUAUUCUUCGUAAUCCCAGGUUGUCCAUCUGUACAGAUGAAAAUACCCUGAUUUCUGAGAUUGAUUUUGAUGUCAAUCUAUUUGGUGAAAUAAGCGGCAAUGAGUCACUUACUGUCAUAGAUUUACAAAGCUGCAUGUUGUAUUUACUUGCAAUAGAAGAGAUGAUAAAUUCACCCCUGACACAGUAUCAAGUCAUUGUUCUACAGAAAGUUACAGGCUCUAUCCUGCAGAAACUUGCUUUUAUAUUACAUAUGGAUACUUGUACACAAGGUAAUAAAUUUAUAUACAGAGCUGACAAAAUUUCCUGUCACAUCCUGAAAUUUGCAGCGAAGUUUGGUUGUAUUUCUGACUUGUUGUACAUAGCCAUGUAUUAUUACAAGACAUUUAGAUACAUGAAAGCAUUGGCUAUUAUAGAGGUAAUAAAGGUCAAGCUAUCGCAGCCAUACGUGAUGCACAAUUUUAAGGUCAAUUCAAAAAUGUAUAUCAAGUCUCUAAAAGGACAGUCCUGGUCUACAAAGAUGAGACAAGCCGUUGCAUGGAAUAUCAGUCUUAGCAAUGAAAUGCAAUAUAUCAGUGAAUUGAUACCAGAACAAAUAUCUAGUGUACAACACGGUUCGGCUUUUUUAUUUCUUCCACCCUCAGUGCUGUUAUACAUGCUAGAAAUCUUCUGCUGCAGAUGCGUAGACACAAGGAGAGCACAAACAGCUCUUUAUGAAUUACAGACCUUAGUUCAUUAUGAUCAGAGGCAGUUUAUACCUUUUGGUGUCAUUAACAUAUCAUGGCAUAUUUUGGGGAUUUGUCAACAGGUAACAGGGAACUUCCAGGAUGCUUUGUACUCAUAUCAACAAUCUCUCAGAGAAGAUCAACUCCACAGUAUACAGUCUGCUACAGAAAUGAGAAUGCAGGCAAUUUGGCAAUGGAAUAAUUAA